Messenger RNA from Equus quagga, 3017 nucleotides. It is a transcript of the gene YPEL4, whose product is annotated as yippee like 4. The coding region runs from base 1741 to 2124 and encodes 127 amino acids. The record is from RefSeq and is a predicted model, not a curated record. NCBI's taxonomy places the organism in Eukaryota, Metazoa, Chordata, Mammalia, Perissodactyla, Equidae. The transcript is spliced from 5 exons.
CCUGGCCAGCCCCCUCCCUGAGCCCCCUGAAGAAGGUGUGCUAGGUGCAGCGCGGCAGAGGGGAACUUGCAGGCAAAGUUGAAGGCAGACCUGUGAAGGGGAUGCCGAACAGUGUUCUGCGGGUGAGGAGGGCCCGUUUUCUGCCACCAGAGCCCAAUGUCACCCUGAACUCAGCACAAGGUGUCUUCCCGGGGCCCAGCCGGGGGAGAGGACCGGAAACUGAAGAUGGUCUCUGUUGCGGGUCUUGUGGAGACUGCCUGGAGGCCCCAUGAAAAGCUGGAGCAGAUGGGGUGCUAGCGGCUACCACAGAGAACAGCACAAGAGCCUGUUUGCCCCAGCUACUUCGAGCCAUGCUGCCUCUGCUCUGCUUAGUGGCCUAGCAUUGCCAGAGCACCCAGCUGGCAUCUCUGAACCACACUUGGGCUAAACCACUCACAAGGGGCCCGAAGGCCCUGUGAAGGAGAAGGCAGCACGUCACCUGCUUAUCAGAACCAACAGUGGACACCUCCCUUCUUAUCCUCUGCCUCCAGCACCCUCAGCCGCUUUGGGGUUGGAGUCUGAACAUCUUCCUCAAGAUUCCUAAUCAGAACCCAGCAUUAUUUUAUCUUCUGUCACCCACAGAGUCACUGCUAUUUGUCCCUGCCCCAGGGAGAAGGUGGAAAGAAGCAUUCUCUGCCUUGUAUCCCAAAGCACAGGUUUUGAAAAUAAGAGAGUCCCCUCUGCUGCUGCCCAUUGUAGACGCUGCUCCCACACUACACCAUACAGCCCUGCUUGGCCUCGGAGUGCUGGCCUCCCUGACGCCGUCCCCAUUUCCCAUUGCUUCCAGCUGUUAGGUUUGCCUGAAGGAAAGAUAGUCUCCCCUACAGUAGGAUGCUUAAGCCCUUGACUGAGGGCUAAGGCAACAGUUAGUAGAGAGUAGUAGAGAGAAACUGAGAGGCCCAGGGGCUAAGACAGAUAGGCGCUGCUUCUGGGCCGGAAUGAGUGGAACAAGGUGCAGGAUUGGGUGACAGCCACGUGUGAGGUCUUUGGUACCCAGAGACAUCCACCACAUUCUAGUUCCCAGAGUGCAGGAUCCCAGCCCCAGGAGAUGGCUGAAGCAGGGUAUGUGUACCUGCCUGCCUGUCCUCCUCUCUCCCAUCACGCCCGGCCCUCCCUCCCACACAAAAUGUAUGAAGGAUCGACUGCAUUGCAAAUGGAGGCCAUGGGAAAGAAAGACUGCCAGGCAUCCCCAACUUUUCAAAGGCUUUGAGCCCCAGAGACACAGAGCCUACCAGUGCGUGUGGGAGGCAGAUCCUCACAGAAGAACCGAAAAUCAAGAGAGCACUUGCAGAUGACGUUGCUCCCAUGGCAGCGUUUGUGCCAGCGGGCUGCUCUCAGUGGAAAAUGGUAGAGGCUGCUCCCGCCCCAGGAGGGAGAGAUACCACCUCCCCGGCUACGGCACCAGAGGCCUGGAACUGCUGCCAGGCUAAGCAGAACAGACGUCAAUCCAGGGGACAGGGAGAAACGGAGCUACUGAACGCUGAGGGUUGAUGGUGAUGGGGGAAGGAGGGGCAGAGGUGACUUCUAUUUCUAUCUGGUUUACGUCUGGGGGGGCCCUGGCCGGGCAGCCCCCCCACAUUUCUCCUGCCCUGAAACACGGCUCUAGCCAACCUGCUCCGCUGCUUCACCUGCGACCGUCUGUGUGGGGGCUGCACGGCGCCAGCCCCUCCUGCCCGCCAGGGCAUCGUCCUCCAGCCAGUCAUGCCUAGCUGUGACCCUGGCCCAGGGCCUGCCUGCCUCCCCACCAAGACGUUCCGCAGCUACCUGCCCCGCUGCCACCGCACCUACAGCUGCGUCCACUGCCGCGCACACCUGGCCAAACAUGAUGAGCUUAUUUCCAAGUCCUUCCAAGGGAGCCAUGGCCGAGCCUACCUGUUUAACUCCGUGGUCAACGUGGGCUGUGGGCCAGCUGAACAGCGCCUCCUGCUCACUGGGCUCCACUCAGUAGCUGAUAUUUUCUGCGAAAGCUGCAAAACCACACUGGGUUGGAAAUAUGAACACGCUUUUGAGACAAGCCAGAAAUACAAGGAAGGGAAGUAUAUCAUCGAAAUGUCACACAUGGUGAAGGACAACGGCUGGGACUGAGGGGCUCAGGCAGGCUGUGCCCUUCCUCCGCAUGCCCCACCCUCCCCACACCUGUCCCCUGGCCCUGCCAAGCAGUCCAUACCAGCAUGAGUACUGCCCCACCCCUGGGGGGAACCCAGCUCCCACCAACCCCUCCCCCGCCUCCACCCAUCACUCCCAGGCCCCUUUGGAAUAGGGGUCUGGGGUACCCCAGGGGUGUUCAAGGCUCAGGAGUGGGCAGCAGUCAGGGAGACAGAACUGGGGCAAAGGGAUGGUUCUGGGUCCUUCUGGCCCCAAGGUCCUGAAAAUCGAGGCGAUGGCAGGGCGUAGACUCAGGCAGAGAGGACCUUAGGAGGAACGUUUUUGCUCCACCUCUUUGAGUGAACAGAGGACAAACCUUGAGUCAUGGGGCUGGUAGAUGCUUGGCCACAGAAUAGCAGAGAAGAGGCUUGCGUUGGAGUGAAAUUUUGGCCUCAGAUGCAGGGAGAUUCCAGAAUCUCUCGGGGGGAAAGUUUCCCACCCCCAUUUGUAGAAGAAAGGAUUUGGGGGUGGAAGGAAAAAUCCCAAAUCCCAGGCCCUGGGAAAAAAAUAAAAGAAUUACAGGGGUUUCCAUUUCACUCCACUUGUUUAUCUUGGCACUGAUGAGGCACUUUGGAUAUCUAACCUUCACCAUUGGGUGGGGGUGGGGAGAGCUGCCCCUGUAACAGCCCCACCCCCAGAUGGCCGGGUCCAGAGCGAGCAGUCUUUACGGGCAUUCUCCGAGGUCCAGCCACUGCUCCCUGGAAUCCAGUCCUUUGGAGGGGAGGUGGGAAAAUAAUGCUGCGGGGUCAGGCUUCCUCGUGGCUGCCACCAGCGAAUGAAACUUUUGUAUGAUACAUAAAGUGUUUGGGUCUAUUUUUAAUAAAAAGGGCAAC